GGUGAAUCAGACAUUUAGCCCUGACUUCAUCUUGAUGGGAAUUUUUAGUCACAUGCCCACUCAUAUCUUUCUGUUCUCUCUGGUCCUGGGCCUCUUCACAGUGGCGCUCUUGGCAAACGCUCUCAUGGUUCUCCUCAUCUACCUGGACACCCGGUUCCACACCCCCAUGUACUUCCUCCUCAGCCAACUCUCCCUCAUGGACCUCAUGCUCAUCUGCACCACUGUACCCAAGAUGGCCUGCAACUACCUCUCUGGCAGGAAGUCCAUUUCUGUAGCAGGAUGUGAAGCCCAGAUAUUCUUCUAUGUGUCCCUAUUUGGUGCUGAGGGCUUCUUGUUUGCUGUCAUGGCCUAUGACCACUAUGUUGCCAUCUGCUACCCUCUUCAGUACCCUAAUCUCAUGAACUGGAAAGUCUGUGGACUCAUGGCUGCCUCCUCAUGGAUCCUUGGUGUCUCUGAUGGGAUUGUUGAUGUAGUUGCUACUUUGUCCUUCUCCUGUUGCAGCUUCCGAGAAAUAUCCCUGUUCUUCUGUGAUAUCCCAGCACUCCUAUGUCUCUCAUGCACAGAUACUUCCACAAUUGAAACAUCUAUUUUUAGCUGUUGUGUAUUAAUGCUCCUCUUCCCUUUGUCACUCAUCAUUAUCUCCUACGCACAUGUAAUUAUAACGUGUGGGCCUCAUGAGUUCUGGGGAGGGUCGGCACAAGGCUUUCACCACCUGUACUUCACACCUUAUUGUUGUAGUGAUGUAUUACGGAGCAGCUAUGUUCAUGUAUAUGCGGUCCAUUUCUAAGCAUUCCCCAACCCAGGACAGGAUGGUGUCAACCUUGUACACCAUUCUCACUCCCAUGCUGAUUCCCUUUACAUAUAGCCUCUGGAACAAAGAUGUGGCCAAAGGUACUAAGGAAGGGGAAAUCUAGAGA
Molecule: messenger RNA, 917 nt
Organism: Kogia breviceps (pygmy sperm whale)
Lineage: Eukaryota; Metazoa; Chordata; Mammalia; Artiodactyla; Physeteridae
Product: olfactory receptor 2M2-like
Biological process (GO): G protein-coupled receptor signaling pathway; detection of chemical stimulus involved in sensory perception of smell
Cellular component (GO): plasma membrane
Molecular function (GO): G protein-coupled receptor activity; olfactory receptor activity
Source: RefSeq, a predicted model, not a curated record